AUGAUUUGCACUGAUAUUCAGCCUUUGCAAAUAGUAGAAAAUAAAGGAUUUAUCAACUUUGUCCGGACAUUACAUGCCGAUUACAUUCUCCCAGACAGAAAAACUUUGUCGGAAAGGUAUUUACCUCAACAGUACCAACUGGCACGCUCUUCUCUAGCUGAUAAGCUAGAAGAUGUAAAGAAUUUGGCUCUAACUACAGAUAUGUGGACCUCGGAUAGCAAUAAGUCGUAUUUGACGGUCACAGUUCAUUUCAUUAGCGAAUCAAAACUAUUCGCGCGUACGUUAAGCACAGUAGAAGUAAAAGAUGUACAUUCUGCGACUGUUAUAGCCAACGUUUUAGAUACUGUUUUGGAGGAAUGGAGAAUCAGUGACAAAGUUGUUACUGUUGUAACUGACAACGCCUCCAAUAUUAAAAAGGCUGUAUCGGAAUAUUUAAAUAAAAGAAAUCACUUUUGUGUGGCCCAUACUCUAAAUUUAGCAGUAUCUGACUGUAAAAAAUCAAACUUGCCAUUGACGUCAUUGUUAGAAAAAUGUCAUACUGUAGUAACUUAUUUCAAACAAAGUACUAAAGCAGCUUACAAAUUAAAAGAACUGCAAGAGCAGAUGAACCACCCUGUCAUAAAAUUAAAACAAGAGGUUAUUACAAGAUGGAACUCAAGUUUUGAAAUGAUGGAGAGACUACUACAGACUAAAUUAUCCUUAUCAGCCGCAUUGUCUACCAUGUCUUCUGCUCCGGAAAAUUUCACUGCUAACCAAUGGGAGGCAAUAGAAGAUUGCGUCAGUGUUUUAAAACCUAUUGAGCAAUUGACUACAAUACUAUCUGGCGAAAAAUAUCCAACUUUGUCCUCUAUGAUACCGUUAAUCAGAAAUGUCCAAACUUGUCUUAUAAAGAAGGUUCCGGUUACAGAAAUAGGUGAAAAUCUAAAAAUCUCUUUGCAUUCUGCUAUCACUAAACGCCUCGGUAUCUUAGAGACCAACAAAACUGCUGCCAAAUCCACUUUUUUAGACCCCCGCUACAAGAAAGCUGGUUUUGGCCUCGAAGCCAAUGCAGAAAAGGCUGCCCAAUGGGUUAUAGAAGAGUUAGAAUCAGAGAUUAUAAAAAAAAAUAGGAAUUUAGCUCCUGAUGAAUCUAGUCAGACAGUGAACACGUCAAAACGCGACACGACGCGACCUCCCCGGUUCGCGGCGGACGCGGACUGA
Messenger RNA from Amyelois transitella, 1200 nucleotides. Its product is annotated as E3 SUMO-protein ligase ZBED1-like. Lineage: Eukaryota; Metazoa; Arthropoda; Insecta; Lepidoptera; Pyralidae. Bases 1 to 1200 code for a protein of 399 amino acids. The transcript has 2 exons. The record is from RefSeq and is a predicted model, not a curated record.